Messenger RNA from Asterias rubens (European starfish), 2702 nucleotides. Its product is annotated as 5'-nucleotidase-like. Gene Ontology annotation, molecular function: metal ion binding; 5'-nucleotidase activity; nucleotide binding. Gene Ontology annotation, cellular component: plasma membrane. The record is from RefSeq and is a predicted model, not a curated record. Gene Ontology annotation, biological process: AMP catabolic process. The coding region runs from base 130 to 1893 and encodes 587 amino acids. Lineage: Eukaryota; Metazoa; Echinodermata; Asteroidea; Forcipulatida; Asteriidae. The transcript is spliced from 8 exons.
CAUUAUCACUUUCACUGGGAACUCCAUCUGGGCGAGUUCAUACUCUAUGAUAUAGCUUACCGGCAAGCGCGCCAAGCUCCACAAUCAUCUGUUAAAGUUGCAUCGUUUUAGUAUACAACACAACACAAAAUGGGUGCAAAAUUUCGACUUUAUGUGCUGAGUUUGAUCUUGUCUCUGGCACCAAUCGUGUGUCUGACAUCAGCCUACGAUCUGACCAUUUUACACACUAACGAUGUCCACGCUCACUUCGAACAGUUCGAUAAGUACAGCACUCGGUGCGACGAUGAUGAGUCAGCGAACGGGCAGUGCUUCGGCGGGGUAGCCAGGACGGUCACCAAGGUCCGGCAAAUACGCUCCGAGGUGGACAACGUGGUGCUGCUGGAUGCCGGUGAUCAGUUCCAGGGGACACCGUGGUUCAGCUUUUACAAGGGGAAGGCGACCUCACAUUUCAUGAAUGUCAUCGGUUAUGAAGUCAUGGCCUUCGGAAACCAUGAGUUCGACAACGGACCCGAAGGGCUGACAACGUUUCUGAACGACCUAGACGCCCAGGUGGUUUGCGCCAACAUGGACGCCAGCAACGAACCGGCAAUAGACGGACUGUUCACCAAGAGCACGGUGCUGGCGGUCGGCGGGGAAAUGAUUGGAAUUGUCGGGUACACUCUCUCUAGAAUACGCGAGCUGUCCACGACUGUUGGGUCUUUGGUGUUCAUGGAUGAGGUAUCCUCCAUCCAAGCAGAGGUUGACCGACUCAUAGCGGUAGAGGGAGUCAACAAGAUAAUCGCUUUGGGUCACUCUGGCUUUGAGGUAGAUCUGAAGAUCGCCCGGCAAGUUCGUGGUAUGGAUAUCGUGGUUGGGGGCCAUUCAAACACCUUCAUGUAUACUGGGGACCCACCAGGAGCCGAGAUACCAAGUGGUGUCUAUCCAACAGUCGUGCAUCCUGACGCCGAUCCAACCGCCAAUGUACUUGUAGUGCAAGAUUACAAACUGGGAAAGUAUCUCGGGCGCCUGGACGUGACGUUUGACGAUGAAGGCAAUGUCAUUGGCUGGGGAGGAAACCCAAUUCUCAUUGACAAAGACAUAGAAGAAGAUGCGGCCGUUCUGGAGGAAAUCGAGGCCUGGGGAGAGUCGAUUCGUAACUAUUCCAACGUAUACAUCGCAUCAACCAAUGUCUUCUUGGACGGCACGAGCUGUAGGCUGAUGGAAUGUAACCUGGGCAACCUCGUAUCAGACGCUUACCUCAGACAUGGCAUCCGGGACCUGGUGGAUGGAGUCCGGCUGAACGAUGCCAACAUCGCUCUGUUCAACGCCGGAGGUAUCAGGAGUCAGCUGCCUGUUGGUGAUAUAACAGUCGGUGAUGUCACGAGUAUUCUGCCGUUUGGUAACACAGCCGACCAGAUCACACUUAAAGGGAAGCACAUACUUGAAGCCUUGGAGCAUUCUGUUGCUGAGUACACUAUAGUGGGAAAACAUGGAGAAUUCUUACAACAUGCAGGCAUGUUGGUGACUUUUGACCUAUCAAGGACACGCGGUAACCGAGUGGUCUCAGCUGAAGUGCGGUGUACGGAGUGUGAGGUACCAGAGUUCCAUCCAUUGGACCCUGAAGCGGAAUACAAAGUCAUCCUCAGCACAUACCUUGUCGACGGUGGCGAUGGCUACACGAUGAUAACGAAUAAUACCAUUACUCAUGAUUUUGGUACCCUUGACAUUGAUGUGGUAACCGAAUAUCUGCAGCUCUUGACACCAAUGACGGUUGGUCUCGAUCGACGAAUUACAUUACUUGAACCAAAAGAUGACGUAAAUGAAUGCAAUGCGGGAUCAACCAAUAAAAGUCAUCGUUUAAUAGUGCUUUCGGGUCUGCUCUCUCUAGUACUUCACGCUUUCUCGCGCAUUUAAUUUAGACUCUCACGGUCGUGUGCAGUAAGUCCGUAAGGGCACAAUUUCAUACUUCUUUAAAGGGUCAAUUUAAGUUUGAUGUGCAUUUUAUAUUAUCAACUUUAUGGUAAGUUUAAUGGCACUAUAUAAAGGGUUAAUUAAGUUAAGGUUCAUGUGUAUUUUAUAUUAUUAAUUUGAUGGUAAUUCAAAUGGCACUAAAGGGUUAUUAAUGUUUAUGUGUUUUUUAUAGUUAUCAAAUUUAUAGGGUAAUUUUCUUCGACCGUCUUUCUUUGACCCGCACCGCUUUUCUCUGCGAUCUCCAGUCAGAUACAACCAGCAACAUAGAAUAAUUUGUGCAUCAAUGAGGGCGCACUUCUGCUUACUUCGUUACAUUUUUGUUAGUUAAGUUUAUGGUUUUGUCUCCAGAUGAAAAUUAUCACUGUGAAAUGGCCGGCACUAGGAUUUUGUACACAUUUAUGCAAGGUAACAAUUUCAACGACGUGAAACAACCAGAAGUGGUCAAAUGUUAUUCUUUACGAAAAUUUACAUCGGCAGGAGUGCAAGGGAAAGUAUCGGUAAACUAAAGAAGAAAUUAAAAAUAAAAUAAAGUACACGACAAAUCUCUUAUGUUUAUCAACAGUAUUAUUUCAAUCAGUUUAUUUCCACAGUUUCAAAAUCACAAUCAGUAUCAAAUCAUAGGCAAUGUAUUAGUUGGAAAUAAAGAAAUAAAUAGUUGUUUGAUAAGAUUAAUUAAAUGAAUAAUAAGCAUUGACAUUCGUGAAACUGUGGGGGACCCAUACAGAAGCAAGGCUUGUGUAAGGGUAAUGGUU